ACGUUUUUCUAUAUAAUCACACCUUUCAUUCUUUGUUGAUGCAAACGGUUAAAGUAUGAAUGCAUCCACAAAUUCCGUUGCUGUUAAUACCAGCGCAGCGGAAAUUCCGGUUUGGAUAACGUACCGCAGUAGUUUAACGAUAUGGUUUAUUGUAAUGCUACUGUUUGCCAUCCUCGGGACAUUUCUCAAUUCCUUGUUAAUUUGUGCUGUCCUUUCGUCCAGAAAACUCCGCCGCGGAUCAGGAAUAUUAAUCCUAAAUUGCUUAUUUAUUAAUUUCGUUCUGUGUGGCAUCGAUAUGCCGAUUCUGAUAUACACAACCUACUUCGGUGAAUAUUACCAACACGCACCGAAAUACUUUUGUAAAUAUCUGGUAUUAUUUUAUUACUCCUUCGUCUAUACGGUCGACUGGGCCCAACUGGCUAUCGGCAUUAACCGGUUUGUCGCCAUCUUUUUUCCGCAUAUAUACACAAAGUGGACCACUCCAAAAGUGAUCAUUCCCAUGCUGGUCAUUCCCUACGUUAUUCCAUUUGCCUGUAAUCUCGUUAUGUUCUACGAUAUUGGAGCGCAUUAUCAAGCCAUGAAACCGUGGGGCGCUUGCGGUGUGAAGCCCCUUCCGCAUAAUAACACGUACACGGUGGUGGUGGCGUUAUGUGUGGCGCUGCCGGUUGCCGCGUUAGGUGUACUGUAUAUCACGAUUUUCGUGGUGGUCUGGUCGCGGUCGUUCACGUCGCAGCGACAGAUCGAAUCGGCGGAAGGUCAUCCCGUCGCCGUAGGGAAUCAGAGUGCGCUGUUCAGACGACGGUAUCGCAGUGUGAAGAUGCUUUUUCUAACGGCGGUGUGGUAUUCAGCGGCGCUGCUGCCGGCGCCGAUAACAUCCAGUUUUUUCUCCGCCGAGUACAACUCACAGCCGUUGCUGCAACUGAUCCUGAGGGGAUUACUGUUGGCUGUGUACGCCACUAGCCCGGUACGGAUGCAUGUUAAAUUAACCAUUCUUGAUCGCACCUGGUAA
Paramacrobiotus metropolitanus is the source of this 1009-nucleotide messenger RNA. RefSeq lists its product as uncharacterized. The transcript has a single exon. Bases 56 to 1009 code for a protein of 317 amino acids. Gene Ontology annotation, molecular function: trace-amine receptor activity. Gene Ontology annotation, biological process: G protein-coupled receptor signaling pathway. NCBI's taxonomy places the organism in Eukaryota, Metazoa, Tardigrada, Eutardigrada, Parachela, Macrobiotidae. Gene Ontology annotation, cellular component: membrane. The record is from RefSeq and is a predicted model, not a curated record.